Messenger RNA from Porites evermanni, 21830 nucleotides. Lineage: Eukaryota; Metazoa; Cnidaria; Anthozoa; Scleractinia; Poritidae. The record is from the annotation of a GenBank genome assembly.
AUGAUUACCUUGUCUCCUGUGAAGAAGGACUUAGCUACCCGUGUGAAUGUGGGAGAUCUCACCUUGAAUUCCUUGGAUGCGUUUUUUAUUGGUAGAUUUGCAAGGUAGGUCAUCUAUAAAUUCUUUUGUUUUGCUGUCUUUGUUAGUGGAACGUUUGAUCAUGAAUGUUUUGCUUGGGGUACUCGGAAAAGCGAGAUUAUUCAGGAAGCAGAAGUAUAUGAAAUAUUCAGGAUUGAUUGUUUCGUUUCGCAUGUCUGUAAAAUGUGUUUAAUUGUAAUUAAAACAAAUCGGCCAUCAAAUUCCUUUUUUUGAACAUGUGCUGGUUUAUAGGCUGAGUUGUGAGCUGUUUUAAAUCAUUCAAAUUUGUUUUUGACAAAGGGUAACUCUGUAAUAACCUCAAAUUGUUGUAGAAACUUAAAACUAAUGUUCCGCUUCGUUCUGAAAUUGAAUUUUAAAGAACUCUUUAUUAAACAAAUCAUCAACACCAAUAUUUCUCAUAAGCCAACAUUUUGAUCCAAGCUGAUUUGAAUUUCCUGACCCUGCUUAAUGUCUAAAAUGCCAGUUAUUUGGUUAUGAUAGUUUACAGUAAAUGUUUUAAUGGAGGGAAUCCCCCUUCAAAAUGUCUUCAUGAUCAAGUAAAGGUGGCUUCUUAUUAAACUCAUCACUUUCUUAUGUUAUUUAUAUUGUUUUGCUGCAGAUCUAGGAUUUUUUUAAAGGGGUUUUAAUAAUGAAAUGCUGGAAGCUGAAUUAUCCAGGGGGGUUGAGGUACAUGUUGUCUCAGAUUGAGAACAUUCUAGACCUCAUUUUAGACCUCUGGAAUGUGGUUUCUAGGGGGCGAAGAGAGAGUUUUAAUUGUUGAAAGUUAAGCAAAUUUUUGCUUCAGCUGUGGCAUAAUCCCAUUAUUGACCCCGAGCUCCACCUCAUUUAUCAUAAUGUUUCUGCUGCAUUCUCAUGGGUACCUUAUGGAACAUCAUCACUUCAAUUAAAUUGUACUUCCAUGCAAUUUAGAAAUGUUUUUUGUGAUUGUCAUUUAAAGUUCUAUUGUUGUCUGCCAAUCAUGCAGUAUGUUGUAAAUGUUUGAGUUUGCAUUUGAUCUAGACAAAUAUUUAAUGCCGUUAUAAAAAUUUUUUUAAGCACAAUACAAUAUUAAUAUUACUAAAUUUGAUACAUAAGCAGUUUACCUUAAGAAUAUUUGUUGCCUUCACACUAGAGGUUGUAAGUAUAAUUUAAGUGUACUUGGAACUUACUUUGAGUGUGAAGAGGUAAAAGGGGUACCUAGUUCAACUUUACUUAGUGAUCAGGGUGCAAAGAAAGUCAGUUUUACAGCCUGCCAUUUGGGCAAGCUGUAGCUAGCAUGUACUAGCCCACAAGACAUUUCAAGUAGCCCCAAAGCCUUUUUGAUUAGCAGGACUGAUUACAAUCCUUCUGUAAUUUGAAUUUCCCCAAAAAACAGCAUUCGCCCGUCGGGCAAGUUAAGAACAAAAAUCACUAGUCCGAUGGCAAAAUCCACUAGCCCCAGGCUAUCGGACACGACUUUCUUUGCAUGCUGGUGAUCAUGGAAAUGAUCGUACAGUGAACCCCUCCUUAUGGACACCUUGGUAAUACGGUCACCUUGUUAUUACAGCCACUUUUUUUUUGGCCGCCUGGCAAAAACCACCAUACAUUUUCUUGUAAAAAAAACCCUCAUUAACAUGGCCAAAUUUUUUUGGCCCAUUGGUGACUGCAUUAAUGGGGUUCCACUGUAGUUCAAAGAAGCGGAAGUUUGCCGCCAAGUAUGGCCUACACCACACUUGAGAACACACUUGAUCAAUAAGAAGUGGAAGCCAUGUGCACGAUGUGCACUGCAGCGGUUGCAAGAUUCUAAUGAAUGGGCAGAAAAACAAUCAACAGUGGAUCCAUGUUUUGGCUAGCCAAGAGCACUGCAUAAGAGACCAAGCCCAAGCCCUACGGUGAUUAAUCUUUGCAGAAAAACGUGUUGUUGAGCCAUUCUUAAGAAAUACAUAAGACGUUGCGUGUGUUUUUUUUUUGUGUGCCACUGCUAAGUACUUAAAAAACAAAAGUAUGUAAGCAUGUCUUUUAGGGUCAAAACCCUCUGAAUUCAAAGGGACGAAAAAAUAAAUAUGAAAAUGACGACGAAAAAAUCUUUUGCAGUGCCCAGGCCUGUAGCUUCAGUGGUAGUAUUUUACCGUGAGAGAAGAUUGACAGCUUGUGCCAUAGUUAAUGGAGUGGAAUGGUUAUGAAACCCAUCAGCUCCUUGGUAUAUUUUUUUUUGGACCUGAAGGUGCACAACAUUCAAUAGCAUUCCUUGCAUUUUGAUUGUAUCGACCAAUAAAGACGUUGCAUUAAUUUAUUCCAUCGCAAUUAAUGCCAAAAGAAAGCAAGGGAUCGUGCACCUUCAGCGAGCUUCAAACAUAAACUACUGCACUGUUGUUUUUAUAAUAAAUUGAUGUUUGCUGCUUUUCAUAACCAGUCUCCCCUAAUAGCUAUGCUUGUGCUUUAAGUAAUAUACUUUGUCAACCAGUGUGAAGCCAUGUUUUCUACAGAGGUACUUAAUUAAGAUUUCCAAGUGCACUUGAAUCAAGUGCUUACUUGAAAUUAACUUUGCUUCUAAUGUGAAUUAAGCCAAUAAUUGUUAAUGCCUUAUAUGAAUUGAAUUUCACAUAAGUAAAGGUUUAACAAUACAAUACAAUCCACUCUCGAUAACUCGAACCUUCUUGGGAAAUCGAAAAAGGUCUGAAUUAGUGGGAGCUCGAGUUAUUCGAUUUUGGUUCAAGUUAGUGGAAGGUUCGAGUUAUGGGAGUCAACUCUAAUUACAUCAGUAACGUGUUUCAAAUGCACUAAUUUGCCCAUUUGCUGUAAUUUUGUGGUGUUUAUUACUGUACUGGUUUCUUGCAGAUGUUUCUUAGUUUUUCUUCUCAUAACCUCUGUAUCUGCUGAUAGACAUCGCAAGAGAAGUGCUGGUAAAUCAUCUUUGUUAACUCAAUCAGGUUAGAAAAAAUGUUGUCUUCAAUUCCUUUAUUAAUGUAAAACUCACAAAAUUGUGAACAACUAAUAUUUCUAGAAUUUCCAUCAUCAUUCUCAUGGUUGCUUGCGCUUGCUAGUUGUGUUACCACACAAAAAAACUCUUGAUAUGUAACAAUUUUGUUGACAAAAAGAAGACUUGAUAGAAAAAGCGUGACAAAAGAGACAUCUGUAGGUACCCAUAGAGAGGCUCAAAGAUAUGUACUCAUUGCGCUACUAACCAUGCUAUGAACUUUGUAAAAAAAAAAUGUGGGCAAAUUGAUGGCUAAAUUCCAGACUUUGGGCAUAUUGUAACCCCUGAAUUCGUAGCACAAGCCUUUUGUCAUUUAGUGUUCCCUCAUUUCAUACUUACCAGACAUUGAAACCCCUUGUUUUUUAUAUGAAUUUUGCACCUGCUCAUCUCGGAAUACUAAAACAUUUUGUGUUGUUUGUUUGUUUGUUUAGAUACACUUGGAUUAAAUGCUUCAGAUACGCAAAGAUUAGACAACAUUACCAGUGGAAAUCCAACCAAUAAUAUACAUUACAAGGAAGAGACUAGCACUUCAGUGCCACUUUUAUCAGACAGAGACUAUUUAUUAACAAGAAGCCCUUCUCAAUAUGCUUUACUUUUUAACCUCAGACAAAAAUUAGACAGUAGCAGAUUUUAUGUACAUGUGAAUGCUGUCCAAGGAAGUUUAUCUGAAAGUUUAUUUGUUAUUAUAGUUCAAAAUAGGACAACUUUGUUUUACAGUAAUAAUUCUAUAUUUGGCCUGUUUAAAUUAGCAAGUGUAUCAUCAUGGCAAAAAUUAGUAGUAAGCUUUGAUCACAGAGAAAUAUCAUUAACCCAGGAGUGUGCAGAAUUCAGUUACUUACCUCUGCCAAGCAAUCCUAAAUUGGAAGAAUGGGAGAAGAUUAUGGUUACAGCUCAAAUGGAUAACUCUGAAGACAAUGUACAGGUAAGUAUAAGGGUAGUUUCUGUGACACUACUUUUUUGUUUUGUUUAUAUAACCAUCUUAAAAAGUUUUGAUGCACGUUUUGAUCUUGUUAGAUAGACUUGUCACACAAAGAGGAAAAUUAUUCAUCAAAAAUGGGUAGACAAUGCAUGCAUUCCCAAAAACAAAAACCUGUAAAUUAGUACUGCUAAGAUGUAAUGUGUAGUUUCAAAAUUGUGCCACAUUCCAUUAGACAGGGUGAAUUGUGAUAUUUAAACUUCAUCAGCUACUCUGGUUAUCUUGAACUAAUUAACUUUAAAAUCCUCUCUUUUGACGUAAGUGAUCCCUUCCUUAUUUCAAUUAGGAGAACAUUUGUGAACUGUUGCUGGUAGAAUAUGAACAGAACAUUAUUCGAGAAUUCUGUCACACACCUUUAUCCAGUAAUUGCUCCAGCAGUGGAAAUUUCAGUGCCAAACAGAUACAGGUGACAAUUUUUCUUCCAAUAAUGUGAGCCAUUUUCACGGUGACUGCAACUACCAGAAUCCAUUUUAUGUUUGCUUUCUUGUCGAAAUUUUGUAUUAUUAUCCGUUAUGAUAGCAACAGCUCUAAGAAGAAAUGAAAAGCCACGGUAGUUUUAGUCACUUUUGGAAAAUUGCUUUUUAUUUCAUUUUUUUGCUGUUAAUUACUGUUAGUUCAUACUUAAUCGAACUAACUGCAUUAGUAACUGAAGUGUCCGGAAUAAUGAGCUUGGAAUUAUGGCCCAUUUUUAUUGGCCUGCCUGUGACAAAGCCGCCCAAUCAGGAAAAAAAUGCUUUGUUGUUGGGAUUGCAAAAAGAGUCAAAAUGGGGGAUGGAUCUCUCGGAAAGAGAAGAGUGUAUUAAAAAAGUCUUGAGCAUCAAACGGUAACAACAGAUCCUUCCACUAUUCAACUAAUUUGCAAUAUAAAACAUUUACUAGAGUGUUAAGGUCUCUGAAGCCUUUGAUGUCUUUAUUUUAUGAAACUCAGUUAGAAUCUUAAUACCUUUUCUAGAGAUGACAUCAGUGAGUGAGAGUUCUGCGAAUGUUGUUGAUUAACAGUUAAAAUGAAAUCACCAACUCAUUACCCUAAUACUUUGAACUGGAUCCAUUGAGGGCCAAUUUCAGUGGCUGGUAAUUUUUCAAAAAGUCUGAUGUUAUCUAGUUUGCACCCAUUAACACAUAAUUUAAGUUUAAGUGCUAUUCAUGCUUACGUAAACAAGUAUGCUCAUUCAUGAAGCCUAGAAUCAAAAGCUGAAAAUAUAAACAUACAUUUGAAGCAUUAUGUUAAUCUCUGUAAUGUUUUUGAUAGGAAACUAAGAUGAAUACAGAAGCAGAAUCAGGCCAAGGUUUUGUAAGUAUGCUAUUAUCUACAGGAGAUACACUUUCUCCUGGAGAAAGUUACAGUGUAGUGCGCAUCUUACAGACUUUUUUGUAUGAUGGUCCAUUUUUUAAAGUUUAUAAUAACCUUCAGUUUUACGAAGACCAGUGAUUUUCAUGAUUUCAUGAUUUCAUAGACAAGUAGGGGAAACAUUUGAAUAUUAACCUACAUUUUGUUCAUACAGUUUGGCUAGAUGUGGUAUUACAUUACGGAAGGUUCAUUUGUGAUUUGCAGAUGAUGUAGCUUGAACCCUCAGCCUUAUCCUAACACCUUUGUUUGCAACCCCACGUGCACCUGCAAAUUAAGCCUAGCACCUGACAUUUUUUAUUGCUUCUCCUUUCGAGUGAACUAUACCUUUCUUCCUUAUCAAAAAGAUUAACAGAUGAUUUUUCCAAAAAGUUUUUACAACCAUCUUUUUUUCCCUUGACAAUUAAGAAGAUCUGUUGGAAAAUAUUGCAAACAGGAAGCCAGAGGGAAACAUUUGGCAACCUGCUGGGAAUUGAAUAAAUAUUCAUUCUGAGUUUGCUAUGAGCCCAUGUUUUGUUUGUCAGUCAUUAUCUACGUAUCUGCCAACUCUCCCGGAUUAUCUAGGAGUCUCCCAGUUAGAGCACAAAUCUCCUGGUCUCCCAUACCAGUUACCAAAUCUCCAGAGUGCAUGUAUUAUUACUGACAAGACUUUUUUAUUUUCUUCAAAAAAGGGAAUUUGUAAUUCAUGUAACACUUUGUAUAAGUCCUGAACCACACCCAUAGUAUAACUUUGGACUUGGUGGACUUUUGUUUAUAAGAGGGUGGAGGGGUGGUUGAUAUUGGGGGCUUUGUGAAAGAGACGGUGUCCACAUUUAGGUAUAUAAGUGAUUUCAGUAUAUUCUUCAAAGUUCAGUACUAGUAAACUAUCAAAAUUAAACCUAGUUUAUGGCCCCUUAUAUAUUUUUCACUAAUUAAAGUACUUCAUUUCAAAUUGAUAUCUAUUACCGUUCCUAUUGUAGGUUGCCAUGCCAGCUCCUUCUGGAGUAAAGGUAAAAAAUCAGGGGCACCAAUCGAUAAUAUAGUUCAAAAUCACUUACACAUAGCAUUGUUGAAUGUAUUUUAGUAUUUAAACGGUAGCUAGCUGAAAGUGUAGUGGUCCAAAAAUUAUAGGGUUCAAAACUUACCAUUUCGAAAAUUUCCGCCAGAAAAAAGGCUCCCGAAAAGUCUAGGUGACCUUUUUAGGGUAAAAAUCCGUUAAAAAUGGGCAAUUAUACCAUUUUUUAGAUGUUCGAAAAUCCUAGGAGAGGCAGGCAAGCAAGAAAUUUUUACAACAAAUGUCCCGAAAAUUCUAGAUCUCAAAUCGUCUUCUGAACAGAUAUUUUCCAAUAUUGACAUUGGGUACUCCUGAGAAAUACAUUCUCAUCGGACUAACCUUCAUGCUUGACUGGUCACAUAUAAUAAUAGUGGAAGCUCUGGAAGUGUAUUAGCAUAAUAAGUCUCUGUUGAAGUAAUUUAUUACAUAAAAUAAUGAUCUUGUUUUUUCUUGUCAAUUGUAGAGUACCACUGGAAGUAAUUCAAAUGCCAAGGGUCCUGUGAUUACAAGAGUAAUGAGAGUCAUUGAAUCACCAGGACAUCCUGUAUGUUGAGGCCUAUGUUCUAUUUAUAUAAUGCAAGGUUAUUGUUAUGUGAGGGGGGCAUUUACUGGGUUUCACAACAUAUGUGAAGUGUUGUGCCAGAAUUACUCUCCCUGCAGAUGUCCUCUAUUUCUUUUGCUUCAUUAAGUACGAUAGGGAUGUUAGCAUAGUGGCAUUAUAAACAUUAUGCAAAGGUAAUAGGAGACCUCAGACUGUAUCCAGGCUAGUCAGAAUGAAAGGUGACUUUCAUGGGUUGGUGCUAUUAGUUUAUUACUUUUUUCCUUUUGGGGUUCUUAAAAUUGCAGGUGCAACUAAUAUCUACAGUAACAUAAUAAUUAACAGCAAUUAAAAAAAAAAUGUCAUCUCCGUAUCCACGUGUCCCUGGAUAAGGCAUUGGCAUUUUGAGUGAAGCAUUAGCCCAGCGUCAUUCAAGGUUAGGCAAUGACCCCCAGGCAGCACCAGGGCCCUCCUGUUUUGCAUGUAUGAUGUCAGCUGGAACCCAGAGUCAGCUUAACACAAUAUGUACAUUAGCUGAGGGGUGUACGCUUCAACUUAGGGGCAUGAACACUUUCGUUGAUCUAUUGAUUCUUUUUUAUUUGAAUAUGGUAAUUUCAUAUGAUACAAAACUUCUUUACUUGAAAGCCAAAUUGACAAAGAAGUGUUUUGACACCUCAGGGAUUUAUGGCCAUCUUUAAAAACAGUUCAAGUGGGUUAACCUUUUUCCUUUUGCUUUAGUAUACUAUAAUACAAUGAUGAAUGUUUGGUAUCUCUUGCCUCGAACCACACUUUGUUCAGAAUUUUUACCUGAACCACUUAGAGGAUUUUAUUUUCUGUCAUGAAGCCCAAUAAUACAAUUGAUUUGUCUGUAACUUGCUGUUAUUUAAUGUGAAUUCACCCUGCAGAUUUACCAUAAAGAAGGAUGCAAAUGAGCAACUCUUACCAAUAAUGUGACACCGAAAGCACAUAAUGCAUGACAAAUUAGAUUAAGUUGAUGUCACAUCUUGGCUGCAAUGCAACCACAGGGUGGAGAAAUAAAUAAAUUUAGAGCGCAAAGUGACUAAAUGUGGCAACCAAACUGGAACAUAAACUAUUUUCAUUUGUAUUUGCAUCUCAUUAGGGAGCAGUUGGAGCAGUAGGACCAAAGGGAUUUCAAGGUGACAGAGGAAGAAAGGUCAGGGAAUUGUUUAAACAAAUAGUGAAAGAAUAGAUAUUGCUCUUCAUGUAUUUUGUGGAAAUAGUCACUUUAGAAUACUGACUACUGACACCUGAAGUAAUUAAGCUUCAGCAAAUUCUUCCAACUGUUAUUUAUUUAUUUUUUUAACAAGUUGUCUGUCUUGUCAGGGCCCACUUGGCAUGCGUGGAAAACAUGGUGCCCAUGGCCCUCCAGGUGAGAAGGUAAGCAAGGCUUUUAAAGAAAGACCUCAAAUUAAUUGACGUCUACCUCUAGUCUGUUAAUAGUGUAAAUGUGAUUUGUCAAUCAUUCUUGAUUUCCCUGUCUUCCUAUGUGACCUCAGAGGUGGCAAGAAUUGCUCAUCUCAAAGCCACAUCAUUAACAAGGCAGGAAAUUCUCUCCUCUUCAAGCUAUAUCAGCUUGCCUAAAAGCAACCUAGCAGAUGGAAAGAGGUUGGGAGGGGGGGGAAUAUUGCACAAAUUGAAUAGGGGGUAUCCCUUCCCCCCACCUCUCCCAGGCCUCUAGGAUAAUGCAUGUGUUGCCCUCAAACUAAAAAAAAACUAGUAAAAAAAUUAGUUUUAAUUGUAAGAAUGGCAAAAGUAAGGUAAAAGAUAACUAAUUGUGACAAUUAGUCAGUCUCUUGUACUUUUCCAGUUAGAAAAUAGUUCAUGUUUUCUGCAGGGCAGUCUUGGACUUAAAGGAGACCCUGGAUUUGUUGGACAUCAGGUAAAGAUAGGUAGAUGGUAUGUUGUAAUACCAGACCCAUCAAUUGUAGUAAAAAUAUAAGUAGUACUUGUUUUUGAUGUUUCUUGAAAUUAUUGCUGUGUCUUCCAAAUAAAACUAAAGUAUAGAUACAGGUAGUCUAAUGGAACUAUCAAAAGAAGGUACACCUGUUAACUUUUUCUUAUAGUACAGUCGAACCAUCGCUAACGGCCACUUUUUUUUGUCUCGGCGGACAGUCCAUACAUUGACUCUUGUUUUAACCUCUCUAUAACAGCCACCUCUCUACAACGGCAACGGCCACUAAAGUGCGACCCAAACGCCAUAAUUACCUCUCAACAACGGCCAGUUUUUUUUCAGCAAUGGAUGAAAAAGUCAAGAAUUGAUUCGUAUGGCGCGAUGAAGAUUAAUCGUAGCAAUCGUAUUUUGAUUGUGUUCCAUCUAUACUGCUGCAGUAAACAUAAAUUGUCCACAACACUUAUAACGAAUGUUGCAUGACAACCUUGCUCGUUUUGUUUAUAUUUGACAUUUUGAUUCAAAACAUCAAGUUUGUUCAGCUGUUUGUUUGUGUAUUUUAUUUGGAUUAUCAUUAUGGGAUACAGUAAGCAAGAACUUGACCCAACAAACAAAUCGUACUUCCCUUAAAAAAAAAUUGUCAUAUUACACCCCUGCCUCCCCACAAGUCGGCCACUUUCUUCUGUCCUCAAGGUGGCCGUUGUGGAGAAGUUUGACUGUACUGAGUUUGACAGUCAUGGUACUAUAAGCAUCAAGCGUAUAAAUGUGAGCACAGGUUGCAACCCUGUUUCCUAAGAUAGCCAUUACUAUUUCUUCUGCCCACAAAGUACAACACACUGCAGUUUCACUUAAGUAAAAGUCAGGAUAUGCAUACUCAUGGAAACGUUGGAAUUCCAACGUUAACUUUAACACAGUUAAAGUAAUCAUUUAUUAUUAAUAAAUAUGAACUUAGAAGAACAUCAUACUCUUUAGGGUCGUACUGGAAGGAGAGGCCUAAAGGGACUCCCAGGACCGUUGGUGGGUAUUGAAGGUCUAAAUUCAUAUUUGGUGUGGCAAAACUUUGUACAUUUGCUCAAGUGUUUUUACAUAGAUUAUCUAACCUUAAAAAAAAAUUGAACUCUCUGCCUUGUAAUUUUUAGGUUUUCCCUUUUCUUUAUUUCAGGGAGAUCCAGGUGAACCAGGCAUGGCUGGACUUCAAGGAGCUGAGGGUGCUCAGGUAUAGGCGCUGUAAAUUCUUGCAAUUUGGAACUUGUCAGUCUGCUGUGCAUCCUUUAUAGUGUUUGGUUCUAGAAAAUAGCCAUACGCAUCCAAAUCGUAGAACUGUCAGAUGAUUGGGGACAUCCAAACGGAGAAACAUGGUGAGGGUGUUUUCGGCAAUUCAUAUUUACCAGUGCAUGGUCAUCUGAAAACAAAAUACGUGUUUCCCUUUGUUCAGGUGUCAAUAAGUUAGCACUUUACUCUACGACUGCCUGCAGAACAAUGGAAGUGCACAUUUUUCAUUUUUACUCAGCUGUUGAACGUGGCAUCUUAAAUUAAUUGAGAGUAACAGCGAACUGCUGUAUUGUGUUUUUAUCAUUGUUUUCAAUAGGGUGAAUCAGGCCUGGCUGGUGACCCUGGAGAUCCAGGACCCAUAGUAAGUGUGGAUUCAAUAAAAGUUUUUUACUACUUGCAAAAUGUUAUUCCUUUAUUGUCACUUUCUUUUGUGUUAUAGGGUUUUCCGGGCUCCCGCGGACCCAUGGGACUCCCAGGACAAUCAGGAAAACCUGUAAGUACAUAGUGGUUUACACUUGAAUUAAAAGUGGGCAUAUACCAGUGCCACGUCCUUUCUUUGUAGACAAUAUAGUAAUGCUGUUAUCAACGGAGAUCAUUUAUUUUGAGAGACAUUCCUGAGGGCGCCGAGAAAUUCUUGUGUAGCGCUGGGUUAUGUUCAUAAGCAAUCGAGUAUACUGUACUCAUAAAGAUAAACAAAUAAAGAAACCAGCUGGGAAGAUACUGCCAGUCAGAGUAAUACCAUUUGGGCUUUUCCUUGUACCUUUCUCCUUUCAACAUCUGAUACAAUCAGUAGAUAAUCAUAAAGGAGGAUUUCCAGACAAUCAAUCUUAAUAAUUUGGGGGUAUGUGUGUGAAAGAUUACAUUUACCCUUGAACGUCCGUGCGGAUCUACGUCCGUUUUACCGCUUGUGACGUCAUUAGUUUCAACGGUCACCAACAAGAUAGACAUUCAACUUGUGCAGGGGGAAGAGAUCUUUCGAACCUUAAUGAAAUGAACACGAUUCAGUCAUACAGGUCGGAGAAAAAUGCAGAUAAAUAUAUGACGUUGAACCAAAAAUUCCAAUGAAAACACGGAGAAGGAGGGGAGGAAAGAAAGCAAUAGGUAAACUCGUGUCACUUGUAAACCCCAAAACUCGAAAUUUUACUUUCUGCGCAUCCCCGGACUUGAGAAGCUGAUAUUUAACAUCAGUGACAAAAGAUCGAGAAGUACUUGACUUGUAAACAGCGUUUUGGGCAGUUAUGGUGCGUUUUGGCCUGACAGUCACUAGAAACGAUCCAAUCAGCUUUAAAACGUUGCAAGGGAAGGUUUUGAGAGAAGUCUGGACAAGAUUUAGGUGAAAUCGGCAUUUAUUGCCUCCUCCCAGAACAAUAAGGGAAUAAACACACAAAGUUUUAUAUUAUACUUAGAGUGAGGAUUAAAUCACUCCUAUUAUUCAAUAAAUGUAAUUACUUUUAUUUUCUCUAAGGGACCCCAAGGGCCACCAGGUCCUAGAGGAUUUCCUGGACAUGAGGCAAGUGUCAAACUGCAAAUGUAAACUUCAUGGACUGCCUUCUUUUCCCGGCAGUUUAUGGUUGUAUUUCCUAAAUGUCAAUUUUUUUCUUAGUACCUUCUUUUUUCUUUGUUAUUCGUGACAAAAUGGGACGUGCAAAAAAAAAUGUACACUCGACACUAAAUGCAAAGGAUAAAUAUAUUUCUAAAUAGUUUCCUAAUUGGUAAUUGAAAAGAAAAAAGGCAUGGAGCAACAGAAUAGCCAUCUACUGCAGUCUCCAACGCACGAACUAACUAAUGAGCCAACAAAAUAACUGUAACGGGCUUCUGAUAUCUUUCUGAAGCACGUUAGAGUCAAGGACAACAGCAGGUCGUGUUUAUUAUACGUUUUGAGGGUGAUACCGUAACAAGGCUGACAUGUAAUAUUCAUAGGCGUAUAGAGGAAAGUAGAGUUAGUCACUCAGUGAAUUUCUUGUUUUAAAUGUGUAACACUACUAUUAUUUUUUCAUAAAUAGUAGUAGUGUUACAUUUGAGCACAGUGCAUCUACAUGUAUAACCCAGAACCAUCUAAAAUCAAGGAAAUUGUGAGAAUUUUUCCUGACUGCUAUCGUCAUACCAAUUUAUCAGGGAGAACGUGGACAGCACGGACCCGAAGGGAACCUCGGUAAAAGAGGAGCAAAAGUAAGAAGACAUGUUUCAAUGAUUCUACAGUUUGCUUUACAGUUGUUGUUUUAAGUAAUCAUAAUGUUCCUUAUGCGGCAUUGCACAUUGUCAGACUAUCAAACACCAAAAUACUAUAUAAUUAUUCUAAUGCGAAGUAAGUGAAAUAGUAGAACUUCUGUUGUUUGAAGGUUGAAAAAAUUAAUAAUGUUUAAUGGCAGUCUGAAAUGUUGUUUGUUAUUUUAAGAAGGCAUUUAAUGUGGUUGUUUGGCUCAGGUGUUUUGUUUUCUUUUUGUUUUUGUUUUUGUUUUUUUUUUUCGCAAACUGAGCUCUAAUUGGAAAUAUUCAUUUAAGACCCGCCUUCCUUGAAAAUAGGUAGCACAAUUUCAUUAUAACAGGGAGGUUGUGCAACUGCGACAGUCACAGCAGCGAAAACGUCACUUAGAAAUUGUCGUUAUAUGUUAACGUCUUCCAGAAACGUGAAACUACGAAACUUCACCGAACAUAUGUAAAAGUGUGAUAUACGUGAAGAGUUGUUGUUUCCUUAUUAAACCUAUUGUUUUUUGACGUCCUGGUUGCCGCCGCCGUCGGGGUGGUGUAAGUUCUCUAAAAACUGGUAGUAACUACACCAUUGUGUUUAAAUAAUGGAUCGUUACGGUGCUUACUUUGUUGUGUUAUUUUAUGGCCAGGGUACGCCCGGUAGUCGUGGUUUCAUUGGAGCAAAAGGCAAAAAGGUAUUUUGUAUACCGCUGAAGUGUAUAACUUAUAUUCCACGAGCCAUAGUGCCUGAAAACAUCCCUUUUUAUAAAAACUGUUUACGAGAUAAAUGUGACUUGUGGUGUGUGCGUUAUUUACGUUGGAGCAAGGUGUUUGUGUGAGCUCUUAUCUUAGAGAUAUGGAAGAUACUGCUAAGUCCAGUGUUUUCAACUGGCUGGGCAGUCCAUACGGGUAACGAACCUUGAACCAUGAAAUUCAUGGGGAUGGAGGUAGAUGUCCUUUGAUUCCAGCAUUUUUGUAAAACUCGAGCAGAAAAAAUACGUUGCAGUGGAUGUGUCAUUUGUGAUUCCGACCCGUGAAUGAUAGAGGCCUUGUUAAAGGAGGCCAUGCUAGAGCAUUUGGUUACAUAUGCUACGCCUUGUGCUUUGGAUUGGUAUUGUUACCGAGCCUGUCAGGCGUGAACGUCUUGAGGGACCUUGUAAUUGACUACGAGCAGAUGAUUUGUUCAUCUGCGUUGCUGAUGAAUGUCAACAGGGUGGUAAGCACCACUGUGGAGGAUUUUAAGGAGCAGUACACAUCUUGUCAGGUUUAAGGUGUUUCUCUACGCUGGAUAUUGAGUGUGGAUAUUGGCAGAUAGAGUUAUAGACGAAUAACAAGAAAUGGAGGGUGUUUUUCCUGAAAGAGGCCUGUGGUAUUGCCGGGCUGAUGACAUCAUAGUUCUUGUUGUUGAUAUACACUGAAUUUCAGCGUUGCAAAAUAAGUCUGGCGUUCCAAGAGACGGUUAUGAAUAAAAGAACAGUUUGCUCCAAUUUUAAUAUAUCCAGAUGUCGUUAAGUCGUAGGUGUUAAAUACACAUGUAAACAAGUCUAGAUUGAUGGCCAAAAGCGCGAUCAGAAGAGGCAAAGUAUCGCGUAACAACAUAUGGAACGGUUAUUUGUUUUUGUGGUGAUUAAACACUUUAAGCUAUACCUGUGCGUGAUUCAAUACCAGUAUAAAACUAGAUGAAAGUGUCUUAAGCGGUUGUUCAACUUUAAUAAAGCACCUUUAGGGUCAGAUAGCUAAGUAGCCAGUAAAGCCGCAGGCACACAAAUUUUUUUUCGUAGAAUAUUCAUGAAAGCAGAUCUAAGUUCUCAGAGAAGGGAAAUGCUUUUGUUCUUGUGAACCAACAUGUCUCCCAUGACGUCAGCUACAAACCAGCCGAAGUGAGCCUAAAAUUUUUUCUAGGCACUUAGCUACCUGAAGAUUACGAUCUAGAAAGAGUAGUAGCCACCCCAAAGCUGUGUUUUGAGGUCUUGGUGAGUACUGAAUUAUACAGCGUCAUGGGCGUGUGCUUGUUUUUAUUAUGGCCCUGUUUGCACUUACAAAACUUUGUUUAUUUGCAAAAAAAUGUGUCAACAGCAAGCCAUUUCUAGCGCGAACGAUCUUUUUCAGCCAUCAAAAUUUUCUGAAGUGUCACCAAACUUCAACGAUGCCGUCGUGAAGUUUUGGAGGCCUACACUUCUUUUUCAGGUGACAAAAUCCUUUGUUCCUUGACAGUUAUCCUUCGUUGGGUCAUCUUAUUUUGCCUGCAUGACCAAUUAGAAUUUCUUCAAUUGACGUUUCUGGUUAUACGAAAAAAUUUGCUUGUUUCGGAUGCGAACAAGGUUGCAAAAACAAAAUGUUGGUGGUUACAAAAUUUUCAUUACUGUUUUUUGCAAGCGCCAAACUCUAUUUUUUGUCGUAGUGCAAACGAGGCCUAUGGUUAUGAUUUUCAUAUUUGUUAACCAUUUAUAUUAUGUUUCCAGGGAAUUCCUGGUGUUAAAGGUGCUAAGGGAGGACAUGGUGAAAAAGGGCAUAAGGUAUUAUAUUACACGGGAUACCAGUUUUCCUAGCAUACUCACUAGGAUAGUUUUGCCUCUGGCAGUCACGUUAUUGUUAACAUCUGUGCUGUAUCUACUUGGAACUACAUUUAACUGAAAAUGACAAAUAAAUACCAUUAAAAUAAUGUUUUCCUGCCUUCAGAGGAGUUCAUCUGAGAUUAAAUUGUGAACUUACGUUGACCUUCAGAAGUUGUGUUCAGAGAUAUGUCUGCCCUUAAUAAGCGUCCACUUAAGAAAUUUAACCACAAGUUUACCAUCAGAUGCAUCAGCAGGAUUGACUACCUCUUUACUCUGUUUACUAGGGUAUUUCUGGUCCGGCUGGAAUAAGAGGUGAACAAGGUUUACCAGGAGCAAAGGUAAGAUCAGUACAUGUAUUCUUUCUGAGGUUUUUAUUGGUGAGACAAACCAGCGCACGUUGUAUUAUGAUGUUUAGCUGUCAUCGUGUAACUUAAGUCUGUUUUUUAUAGGGCCCACCAGGAGAUCCAGGGGGCAAAGGUUCUCCAGGAUUGCUAGGUCACAAGGUACAUCUUGAACUUGAUGUUUAUGCUGUCAUGGAAGCGUACAUGGAAAUAUCUUGUUAAACAAAACGUGAUUUACCUUUCUCAUAACUUCAACAGAAAAAUGCACCUCUAUUCUGCUGUUACACUCAAAGUGUUUUCUUGUCUAAACCUGAAACGCUUAAAAAAGACGGUCAGCGUGUUUCAGGUGUGGGUUUUGGGAUAAGUAUAUGGGGCAUAUAAUUAAGCUGUGCGAUAUCACUGAACAAGAUGUUCAAUGACCGUGGUAGCUCAAAAAUGGAUCGUUUCUGGUAUUGUUGUGUUUGGCAUUGAUACUGAAUGUCAGCAUGAUUUAAAGGAUUCUCAAAAAGACCUGGUAUCAGUCAGCGUGUAUUCUUUAGUACGUUGCGGCUUCUUAAAGUCUUAGUUUUCAUCUGACUGGUGACAAAAAUUGUCGCAAAUCGUUACCUACUUGACCAUGCUUUGACAGCCACUUCAACAAAAGAAAGGUGAUGUCGUAGAGGAAACAACAACACUCUANCAAAGGUUCUCCAGGAUUGCUAGGUCACAAGGUACAUCUUGAACUUGAUGUUUAUGCUGUCAUGGAAGCGUACAUGGAAAUAUCUUGUUAAACAAAACGUGAUUUACCUUUCUCAUAACUUCAACAGAAAAAUGCACCUCUAUUCUGCUGUUACACUCAAAGUGUUUUCUUGUCUAAACCUGAAACGCUUAAAAAAGACGGUCAGCGUGUUUCAGGUGUGGGUUUUGGGAUAAGUAUAUGGGGCAUAUAAUUAAGCUGUGCGAUAUCACUGAACAAGAUGUUCAAUGACCGUGGUAGCUCAAAAAUGGAUCGUUUCUGGUAUUGUUGUGUUUGGCAUUGAUACUGAAUGUCAGCAUGAUUUAAAGGAUUCUCAAAAAGACCUGGUAUCAGUCAGCGUGUAUUCUUUAGUACGUUGCGGCUUCUUAAAGUCUUAGUUUUCAUCUGACUGGUGACAAAAAUUGUCGCAAAUCGUUACCUACUUGACCAUGCUUUGACAGCCACUUCAACAAAAGAAAGGUGAUGUCGUAGAGGAAACAACAACACUCUACUUAACGUACUGGAAAUUACCUUAUGACAAAGUUUCGGUGAUACUCAGACAACGAUUAAAACACUUUUCAAGGUAAAAUGUGCUUCAUUGUUUUACCUUGCUCUAAUAAUUCUAUUCCCCAGCAGCAUUUUGUGUCAUGAAAGAUCUCAAAAUUUAACAUAAAUGAUGUCAUUAUUUUAGGGCAUGCCUGGAAAGCCAGGAAGAGCUGGAACACAUGGUCUUAAAGGAACGUUGGUAAGCUGUUAUUCACAGCCUCACUUGGUUGUAUUAAACAAGAUGCGGUGAAACGAAUUACUUUUGGGGUGAUAAUAGGUCUAGUCACUUAACCUAGUGAGUUAAUAUUUAACGUAGAUUGAGUGUUUCUAUACCAUGAAAGCUUCCUAUUUUUUUAUUGUCUAGGGUCCUGUUGGUGAACCUGGAAUGUCGGGCCUUAAAGGAAACAAGGGAGAUAAGGUUCAUUUGCUUUGCAAUGGUACAAACAAUGUUAGGAAAACACCCAGCUACCAUUAUAGACAUGAUGACCAAUUUUUUCGUUUUAUUAGGGAGACAUCGGUCGCCGUGGUUUCCGUGGAAGACGAGGAGAAAGAGUACGCUUCUUUUUUAGUACCAGUAAUAUGAUAUUUUUUUUUCGCUAUAGCCCGACUGAGAGAAGUACCAAGAGACUGCGAGGAGAAAAAAUGUAAAAACAAAAUGCGUGGUAUAGAUUGAGUGCAAAGUGAAAAUCUCUUGGGAUUGUUUUGCGCAUUUUUCCACCUGCCUGGUUAAGCAACCCAAUAAUCAGUGAUUCCGUAGAACGUUGCCUUGCUUUCUGUUUUUCGUUUUUGGUUUUUGGCUAUUUGGAAUGUUUUGUAUUUGUCUAGCUCAUAAUUCACCAUUCCAAAAGUAUAAAGGAGUCAAGUGCCUAAAUAUGAGUCUUGUAGAACAGACAUCUUAUGCGUACGGUUCUUUCACGGGAAAAAGUAAGUAACGGUAAGCAUAACAGUUAGACUUAUAUGUGCUCAUUUCUCGCUGUUUAGGGAGAUCCUGGUAGAAAGGGCCGACAAGGCUACAUGGGAUUACAUGGAGAAAAGGCAAGAACGUUUUAGAACCGCAUCCAUUAACUACUGCUGCGUUUUAUAUGAAGUGGAAUACUCAGAAAUAAUUUUCGUUUUGAACAACAAAAAAAAAAUAAAUGAAGAACCUGGUUUGUGGCAUAUUUUGAUCUGUGGUGCUUUGAAUUCAGGUUUCCAUGGUUUCUUUUUUUCCUAUUUGUAGGGUUCAGAUGGCACCAUUGGAGAGCCUGGUCCACAGGGUCUAAUGGUAUGACAUAUUUGUAAUACAUGUUACAUUUGUGUCUCAUUGCGAGCCAUACAGCUGUAGAUACUAUAUAUCGUGUCUACACUUCUAACUGCGCUCACUUUAUAAAAAAAAAUAGAAAGUCACCUCGUUUUUGCUUAAGUUUUGCAUCGCGAUUUUUGUGUUUUGCUAAAAGUCUCGUGUAAAGCAUUCUUGGCCCCGGGGACAUUCAAGUUCUGAUUCUAGUUCUUGCUGUCAGCGUCCUUUGGGAUUAUCUGUAGUGAUGAGAUUUGUUUUUGUUCGAACGCUUGUUUGUUUGGACGCUUUAUAACUCUCCUUGUGUAAUGGGAUGGUCACAUAUUCAGGAAUGACAAGCAAUUUUGUUUUUGGUAAAUAGCCAGUUUACCAAUGGAUGUUAUAUUUGUUUUAGGGAAAGCCUGGUGCUAGAGGGACUCUUGGUGAUCCUGGACCAAGAGGACCUGAGGUAAGAUGGUUUGAAAAACGGUGUAUUUCAUUUCUAUCAAAAUGAACGUGCAUACUGUCUCUGUCCCUAUCAGCCAUGUGCAAGUUGACUUGUUAAAUUUGAUUUGAUAAAUUAAUACUUAAACUUCAAUCGUUUUUUGGUUGUUUUCGUUUCAGGGAUUUAUAGGUCCUAACGGCACAUUUGGUGAGGAAGGAAAACCUGGACCUAGGGUAUGCAUACUUUAACCUUAAAUCUAGAAAGAGAAAUUUUCAACUAAAAUGUGAGCAACUGUUAUUAUCGUUAAAGGAUAACGCUAUUAUCGGUAAUUUUUGUAGGGCCUUCAUGGGAAACCUGGUGACCAAGGCCAACAUGGUGCAAAAGGAAGAAAUGUAAGGGCCGUGUUUAUGCGUUUAUGCAAUAUCCCUGUUAGUUGAAGUAUAUUAGGCUUACAUUGCCAAACAAUUACCAGACUAACUCAUUCACCCAUUUACUUAAUCUUAUAUUUGCCUUUCUCUUAAGUUACUGCCAUCUACCAGCCCGAUUGUUCUUUCUUUUGAUCAUCAGUGAAUCAUUUCUCUUGUUUUUUGUUCGUUCGAGUGUCCAGGUUCUUCUUUCAUUCCGCCAAUUAUUCACCAUUCUUUUUUUCUCUUUGUAGUCAGUUGCGUAGUUAAAACAGGUCCUGAAUUGUAUUCUUACUUCGUUAUCUGUAACUGGUUUUUGGUACUUUAAAGGGAGCUACUGGAACCCCUGGACCAGCUGGAGAAGGUGGACCUCAAGGAGAUCAAGUAAUACUCCAUGAACUGUGUAACGAUAUUUUGCUUUGUAAAUAGCCAAGUAAAUAAACCUUAGUACAUAUUUAACGAAAUGAGUUUCAAAAACACUUUUCAUAAACUUUUGUAACUAUGGCUACUGAUCAGAAAUUUGCUUAUCAGGGUGAAGUAGGCGCCAAAGGAUUACAGGGCAAAGUCGGUGAUCAAGGAAAACUGGUAAGUUUAAUUUAUAUUUCGUAGAGCCGCUUUUGAAUGUCUUUUUGUAAUAGAACUAUUGUCCAUUUUUCAAUUAGAGCUGAAAUAUCAACCUGUAUUAAGGACCUUUAAUGCGUGAAUCACCCUCAUAACAACAGAUUUAUUCAUUAAAAACUUUAGGGACCUAAAAUGUUGAAAAAAAGCCUUCUUAACGCUGGAAGAUACCUUAGAAUGAUUGUGUGUAGAGAUAAUGGAACGUUUAAUGUUUUCUUUUUAUCUUUUUAUUGUAACUGAUAGUGAAAAGGUCUUCUUUAUAUCUGUUACAGUACUAUCAUUAAAUACCAUUUUGCCGGUUUCUUUUAAAUAAUUUUUAGAUCAAUACAAUGAUCACGUCUAAUUACUCAACUGGUUUUUAAAAUAGUUUUUCUGUUGCCAUAUUUUUCCUAAAGGGUGUUGUUGGCCCCCCUGGCGAAACAGGUGCUGAUGGAUUGAUGGUGAGAAAAUAUUUUGAUGAUUGUAGUUAGAUGUCUUAUGUAGAACUCUUUAAUUGCGUCCAUCACUAACUGCACAUCAUUCUUACUACUUCAUCUCAUUCUUCUGCUCUUGCUGACCACUGUUUUAGUUUAUGUAGUGGAAUUGACGCAUUUAGUCAAGUUUCACGUUACUACACUCCAAAAAUUACAUUCAGCUUCGCUUUCCUUUUUCAGCUAUUUUAUUUAUCCGAAUAGUUACUUUUGCCAAGUCAAUUAACUGUUAAGUCGUGACAAAAGUAACACCUCUUUAUUCGGCUGCCACACAAGCACAUUUAACAGCUUCCAAUGAAGAAUGGCUCUGUCCGUAAAAAUUGUUUCCUAACAUAAUAGCAGUCUGUGUUUACUUCUGUUGUUGUUGUUGUUCAUCACAAUUUGGUAGAUAUUUCAAAGAAGAAGAAUUUGCGAUUGAAAUCCAAGAACAAACUGUGGCAGCUCUUAUAAGGAGGCAUCGGACUCUUCACUUCUUUUCUCCUUUACUUCUAUCGAUCUUGGUACUUAAUCUGUCUUCACUUGUCUUUCCUAGGGAGAAAAGAAAGAGAAGAGUCCGACUUGCAAAUGCGUAGAGCUUUUGGACUUCGUUACAGGUUUCUGUAAGACAGUUAUAGAAUAGAACUUUAUCUCAGUGUUUUAUCUGAUGGCAGUUUCAAACCGAUAUUUGGGGGACGCUAUUAAAACAAUGAGCACUUCUUGUAAAAAUAAAACAAAAAUAAAAAAAGCGUGAACAUGCAACAGAGGAAAUGUGUUUGAUUUGGUAUGUCUGGUAUGACAGUUCUUAUUGACAUAUUUCUUAUAAAUGAUCACGUUCCCCGACAAUUUAAGCAUGGCAUCUUUAUUAAAGAUGUUGAACGUUUUACUUUUAGACUAGUUAUCACUUUAGAUGAUGUCAAUUUGGACUAAAUUAUCAAAGAGAAAACUGCCGUACUGUCGUACUCGUAUGUGAAAAGGUAUUCCCUCCUCUCUCAACAUCUUCCCAACUGAAUUCUUUUUCACAUAUUACAAAGCCAGGAGUAUCAACGUUAUUGAAGCUUUAGGAAUUGCUUGUUUGAUCUUAGUGUAAGACAUAUUUAUUGUAGGGUCCACGCGGUGAGGAUGGGAAAGAAGGAAGCACAGGCGAUCCCGUAAGUUGCCUUUUACCGCCUUCUACAAAUCUGGAAACCCUUUUUGCAAGUUGUAGUAAGGAACUGAAUGGAGCUAUCGAUAUACCACCUCUAACAUGUUGUUGUCCAAAGCAUUCGCCACUUGCACAUCUCCCAAAACGCACCUUGUUUUACCCCCCGCCCCCCUCCCCCAAAUUUUGUAUAAGCAUUGUUUUUAGUUUCUCCUGGGACGGCUGUAAUACCUAGGGGAAAUGAAAAACAAUGGUUAUGCAUAAUUUGGGGGGGCGGGGGAGCAAACAAGGUAUAUUAUGGGAGAUGUGAAAAUGGCGAUCCAUUUAGUUUAAUUAAAAAAGUGCAAGAAAUAAUUCACGUAACCCUAACUGUUUCUCUGCAAAGUUGCCAGUGGGAAAUGAGAACUGGACGAUCUUAAUGCUUAUUAGCUACGAUAUUUACCUAUACAAACAGAUAGGCAAUUAUUAAAAAAGUGAUAAAAAUUGUUGUCUCCUUUCCAGGGCAUUAUGGGUCCUCCAGGAUUCGAGGGACUGAUUGGCUUACCGGGGCCACAGGUAAAGAAAUGCUAUUUAACCUGUUACCUCUAAAUAUGAAUUGACGUUAAGUAAUCCCAUAGACGUCAACAUACUCUCCAAUCAUGUAGACGAAAUCCUCGUCAAACGUUUAAAUAUUGUUGAAAGAUAUCGCACCAGUUUUGUAAUAUUGGAAUUAUCAAUAUUGACUUUAGAUCCAUGAUCAUAGGGUCCGCGUGGUCCACUGGGUAAUCCUGGCCUGGCAGGGACUGAUGGAGAUCAGGUUGGUUAUUUUGCUUGUAGCGUUGUUUUUAGUGUUGUUGUGAAGGUUUUUAAGAUUGAAAUUAAAUUAAAUCGUUUCAUUCUUUGGGACGGGUCCUCUUUUUGCCAGUAAUUCCACAAUUAAGCUGACUGAGACCAUAGACCAUAGUCACUUUCCUGACCUUGCUCCUCAUCCAGUUGUUACAAUUGUAAGGACUACCCUUGAGUCUUAGGACACCAAUUCUCGUAAUUUCUGACGAUUUGCAUCAUUUUGUAGGGCUAUUAUGGACCCAUAG